AUGGCGGACAACGAAGAGAACAAUGUACCACAUCCAGAUCCGGUAGUCCAACAACUCCAAUUACAACUUGCAGAUGUGGUGAAACAGCUGAAAGAAAAAGAGGAACAACAAGCCACAGUGCCAGUGCAAAACAUGUACGCUUACAGAGAGGUAGAGGACCCACCAAUUGGAAACGAUGGGAUUGAUGCCAAUCAUUUUGAGCUCAAACCAGGAUUGCUAAAUAUGGCUGAGGCUAAUGCUUUUGCGGGGAAGACCAAUGAAGAUCCCAACAAGCAUCUUACUAAGUUUAUUCAGAUCAGUAACACGGUGAAACUUAAUGGGGUGAGAGAUGAACAAAUCAGACUAAGGCUAUUCCCAUUUUCCUUGAGAGAUGAUGCUAGAGACUGGUACGACAGCAUGGGGUCAGGAUCUGUUAAAACGUGGGAUGCCAUGGUAGACUUAUUUUUGGAGAAGUAUUUCCCACCCAGUGAAGUUCUAAAGAGGCAAGCAGAGAUAAUUCAGUUCCAGAUGAAGCCUCAUGAGACAAUCCGAGAAGCAUGGGCUAGAUUCAAGACACUGCUGAAAAGAUGCCCCAAACAUGGUCCAAGUCCGGGACACCAAGUCGUAACUUUUUAUAGGGGGUGUACUCCAGAUGCAAUGCGUGAACUGAAUUGGAGCGCAGGAGGAGCACUCCUUCAAUUAGGAGAGAAUGAUGCCAUGCAAGUGAUUGAGAGAGUAGCUUCCACUGAUGAAGGAUGGAAUAAUGAAAGAAACAAGUCAUACAGGGUGUCCUCUGUUAUAGAAGAUGAUAGAAUAGACAAAAUGUCGAAGCAGCUAGAUCUGUUGACCACUCAAUUGGGGAUCAUGGAGAUGAGACAGCCUGAACCAGAACUGCAAGGAAGAGUUGAUGAUGUGAACUAUGUGCACCAAGGAGGGAACAACAUGAACUUCAACAACUAUCGCCCCAACCAAGGGGGUGGUAACUAUAACCACUAUGGUAACAAGGUGCAUCCCAAUCUCUCCUAUGGGAAUCCUAACAAUGUUUUACAACCACCACCGGGAUUCACAGUAGCUAAUGGAAUGGUCGAUGAGCAGAAGAAGCCUACUACAGAAGAUAUCUUGGCAGCAUUCAUGAUUCAGACUACCAAGUACAUGGAGAAAACUGACAAGUAUAUGGAGAUUACUAAUCAAAGGCUGGGAAAAGUUGAGAAUGACGUGCAAAGCUUGAAUGUACACAUGAAGAGCAUUGAUACUCAGAUUAGUAAAAUUUCUCAAGCUGUAGGUGUCCAACAUCAGCCAGGGCAAUUUCCAGCACAGACCAUAAACAAUCCCAAAGAUUGCAAGGCCAUACACUUGAGAGGUGGUAAAAGCUAUGAAGGACCUUCCAUGCCUGUAGAGGAAAAGAAGAGUACUCCAGAGGAAGAUGUCAGAGCAGAAGAGAAUUCCAAGGGAAAGAAUAAGGUGGACAUUCAGACCAAGAAAGACGCAAGUGCCAGAAAAGCUGCCCCCUCCCUCCAUUCCUACGACAGUUAG
This is a messenger RNA of Salvia hispanica, 1512 nucleotides long. Lineage: Eukaryota; Viridiplantae; Streptophyta; Magnoliopsida; Lamiales; Lamiaceae. The record is from RefSeq and is a predicted model, not a curated record.